Messenger RNA from Meira miltonrushii, 1416 nucleotides. RefSeq lists its product as uncharacterized. The coding region runs from base 1 to 1416 and encodes 471 amino acids. The record is from RefSeq and is a predicted model, not a curated record. Gene Ontology annotation, molecular function: amino acid transmembrane transporter activity. NCBI's taxonomy places the organism in Eukaryota, Fungi, Basidiomycota, Exobasidiomycetes, Exobasidiales, Brachybasidiaceae. Gene Ontology annotation, biological process: amino acid transmembrane transport. The transcript is spliced from 2 exons. Gene Ontology annotation, cellular component: vacuolar membrane.
AUGUCUCUCAAUGCUCCUCCAGCCCUACAUCGACAUGGAUCGGAUGAUUCGGAGAAAGGAUAUAUUGAUGACAAAGAAGCCGAUGACGCAUUUGAUGCAUUGGCAGCCGAAGAAGAAACUCAUGAUAUCAAAUUACGCACGAUGUCUUGGCAAAGAUGUGCAUUACUCUUAUUUGGUGAUCAAGUUUGUUUGGCAAUCAUGGCUCAAGCUUGGUCAAUCAAGGUAUUGGGUUGGGUUCCAGGUUUGAUCACUACUUUCUUGAGUGGGAUUUUGUUUUGGAUUACAAGUUAUACAAUGUGGAAGUUCAUCAUGAAAAACCCGCAAGUCCGUGAUAUUUGUGAUAUCGGUUAUCUCUUAUUCGGAAAGAGCAAUACAGCUUACGUAGCAACGGCAGUUAUGUUAUUGCUCAACAAUAUCUUGCUAAUGGGUUUCCACGUCUUGACUGGUGCAAAAAUCUUAAACACUCUAUCAAAUCACUCAAUGUGCUCCGUUGGAUUCGCUGCAAUCAUUGCGGUCAUCAGUAUCUUGCUCUCUCUUCCACGUACCCUUAACCAUGUCAGUCUGAUGUCCAUCUUCAGCGCUGCAUGCAUGGGUAUUGCAAUCUUACUCUUUAUGAUCUUUGCAGGAAUUGAAGAUCAUCCUGCUACAGGAUAUGGAGGUGAUUACCCAACCGUCGGCUUGGUUCGCACGUAUGCAUUCCCACAAGAAGGUGUUACCUGGGUUGAUUGCUUGAACGCAGUGCUAAACAUCACUUUCUUAUGGGUACCACAAAUCUUGUUCCCCACAUUUAUCUCCGAGAUGAGACAACCCCGUGAUUUCCCAAAAUCUUUGGCCGCUCUUGCCGUUGCUUCUUUCGUCUUGUUCACCGUUCCGGCAAUCGUUGGAUUCCGUUAUCUUGGUCAAUAUGCCGAAGCUCCUGCUUUUGGAAGUUUACAAGAAAAUUAUAAAAAAAUCAGUUUUGGUUUUGUAAUCGUUCCAACGACCGUCAUUGGCGUAAUCUAUGCAAAUGUGACCGGUAAAUUCCUUUACCGUUCUAUCAUGGGCAAAUCUCGUCAUCAACACAGCAACACUGUACUCGGUUGGGGUGCCUGGGGAUUGGUGCAAUUUGCCAUUUGGGCGCUCGCCUUCGUUUUCGGUGAAGUGAUUCCAUCAAUGGGUGACUUCCUAAGUUUAUUGGGUGCUGCUUUCGAUAGUCAAUAUGGUUUCUUAUUUUGGUCCAUUGCAUAUUAUCAUAUGUACAAGAACAAGCUAUGGACAUCUCCUCUCCGUAUCGCUUUGACUUUGAUUCACAUCUUUGUCUUUGCCGUCGGUCUAUUCUUAUUAGGUCCAGGUUUAUAUGCUGCUGUAGAGGCAAUUAUUGUCGAUUAUAGCGGUUCCACCCGCCCUGCUUUCACAUGCAAAAAUUUGGCUCUUUAA